AUGUUCAAUUUGAAGGUUAUUUUAUUCUUAGCCUGGCAUCUCUUGCCUGAGGUGAAAACCUCCAUGGUAAAGUUGAAUAAUAAUGGAUAUGAAGGCAUUGUCAUUGCAAUUAACCCCAGUGUACCAGAAGAUGAAAAACUCAUUCAAAGUAUAAAGGAAAUGGUUACUGAAGCUUCUACUUACCUGUUUUAUGCCACCAAACAAAGAGUUUACUUCAGAAAUGUAAGCAUUUUAAUACCAAUGACUUGGAAGUCAAAAUCUGACUACUUAAUGCCAAAACAAGAAUCCUAUGACCAGGCAGAUGUCAUAGUUGCUGAUCCUUAUCCUAAGUACGGCGAUGACCCCUACACACUGCAAUAUGGACAAUGUGGAGACAAAGGACAAUAUAUACAUUUUACUCCAAAUUUCCUGUUGACUAAUAAUUCAUCUAUCUAUGGGCCCCGAGGCAGAGUCUUUGUCCAUGAGUGGGCUCACCUCCGGUGGGGAGUGUUUGAUGAAUAUAAUGUGGACCGGCCAUUUUAUUUUUCCAGAAAGAACACCAUUGAAGCAACAAGAUGUUCCACUACUAUUACUGGUACGAAUGUGGUUUUCAAUGAAUGCAAAGGAGACAGCUGUAUAACAAGGCCAUGCAGACGUGACUCACAGACAGGACUGUAUGAAGGGAAAUGCACAUUUAUCCCAAACAAAUCCCAGACUGCAAGAGACUCCAUAAUGUUCAUGCAAAACCUCGAUUCUGUGGUUGAAUUUUGCACAGCAAAAACACACAACAAAGAAGCCCCAAAUCUACAAAACAAAAUGUGCAAUCGCAGAAGCACAUGGGAUGUAAUCAGUGAAUCCCCUGAUUUUCAGAAUUCAACUCCAAUGACAGGAACAAAUCUAUCACUUCAUCCUACAUUUUCACUGCUCAGAUCAAAACCACGAGUAGUCUGCUUAGUACUUGAUAAAUCUGGAAGCAUGACUAAUGAAGAUGGUCUUGACGUGUCUCGCCUCACUCGAAUGAAUCAAGCAGCAGAAAUGUACUUAAUUCAGAUUAUUGAAAAGGGAUCCAUGGUUGGGAUGGUCACAUUUGAAAGUUAUGCUACAAUCCAAACUAACCUAAUAAACUUAACUGAUGACAGUGCUUAUCUAAACAUCACUGAAAAAUUGCCUCCAGAGGCUGGUGGUGGAACUUCAAUUUGUAGUGGACUCAAAACAGGAUUCCAGGUAAUUACCAUGAGUAACCAGAGUACAUCUGGCUCCGAAAUCAUAUUGCUAACAGAUGGGGAAGAUUCUGGGAUAAGCUCAUGCUUUGAGGAGGUCAAACAAAGUGGUGCAAUUAUCCACACCAUUGCUCUGGGACCUUCUGCUGCCAAAGAACUGGAGACUCUGUCAGAUAUGACAGGAGGGCAUCGUCUUUAUGCCUAUAAAGACAUAAAUGGGCUCAUUGAGGCUUUCAGCAGAAUUUCAUCUAGAAGUGGAAGCAUUGCUCAGCAGCCUCUUCAGUUGGAAAGUAAAGCUUUGAACGUUACAAAGAAUAAAUGGGUAAAUGGUACAGUGCCUGUGGAUAGCGCAAUUGGAAAUGAUACUUUCUUUGUUGUCACCUGGACAGCAAAAAAGCCAGAGAUUAUUCUUCAGGAUCCAAAAGGAAAAAUAUAUACGACCUCAGACUUCAAAGAAGAUAGGCUAAACAGUCGAUCUGCCCGUCUUCGAAUACCAGGCAUUGCAGAGACAGGCAGUUGGACUUACAGUCUUCAUAAUAAGAAUAUCUACUCUCAAUUGCUAACAAUGACAGUUACCACUCGUGCAAAAAGCCCCACCACACUCCCAGUAAUUGCAACUGCUCACAUGAGUCAAAAUUCAGCACAUUACCCUAGUCCAAUGAUUGUCUAUGCACAAGUCAGUCAAGGGUUUUUGCCUGUUCUGGGAGUCAAUGUAACAGCUACUAUAGAAACUGGAGAUGGAAAUCAAGUAACACUGGACCUCUGGGACAACGGAGUAGGUGCUGAUACUGUCAAAAAUGAUGGCAUUUACUCAAGAUACUUUACAGAUUAUCAGGGAAAUGGUAGAUACAGCUUAAAAGUUCAUGCCCAGGCAAGAGAAAACAUGGCUAGACUAAGUUUAAGACAACAGAAUGAAGCUCUGUAUAUACCUGGCUAUGUUGAAAAUGGCAAAAUUAUAAUGAACGCACCCAGACCUGAAGUCAAAGAAGAAGCUCAAGUGGAAGGCUUCAGCAGACUGACCUCUGGAGGGUCAUUCACUGUGACAGGAGUGCCUCCUACUGGUAACCACACUCCUGUGUUCCCACCCAGUACAAUUGCAGACCUUGAUGCUAAAUUUAAAGGAGAUCUUAUUCAACUUUCAUGGACUGCCCCUGGCAAUGUCCUCGACAAAGGAAAAGCUGAUAGUUACGUUAUAAGAAUAAGUACAUGUUCCACGGAGCUUGAAAAAGACUUUCACAACGCCGCUUUAGUGAGUACCUCUAGUUUGAUACCUAAGGAGGCUGGCUCGACAGAACACUUUGAAUUUAUACCAGAAUCUUUUAUGAUAGAAAAUGGCACCCAGGUCUAUAUUGCAAUUCAAACUACCAAUGAAGCCAAUCUCACCUCAGAGGUUUCUAACAUUGCACAGGCAACCAAGUUUAUUCUUCCACAACAAUCCAGUGCCCUUGCUCUAUGUACCCAUGUAUCUGCUUUCAGUUUGACAGUUUUUGGAUUUGCUGUGAGUUUGUCCCUAUUUUAA
This is a messenger RNA of Octodon degus (degu), 2718 nucleotides long. RefSeq names its product calcium-activated chloride channel regulator 1. The transcript has 14 exons. The coding region runs from base 1 to 2718 and encodes 905 amino acids. NCBI's taxonomy places the organism in Eukaryota, Metazoa, Chordata, Mammalia, Rodentia, Octodontidae. Gene Ontology annotation, biological process: chloride transport. The record is from RefSeq and is a predicted model, not a curated record. Gene Ontology annotation, molecular function: intracellularly calcium-gated chloride channel activity.